AUGAGUUUUCUUGGGGACAUCGUGGAACACGAUACGGUCGAACCGACUGUUCCCGAAAUUACAGAACAUUCACAGAAACAUGGUUACCCCGAAUUACAGAAACCCUCUCUACCCAAAAGACAAUCGAAAUUCAAGAAGAAAGAAGCUCCAAAGAGUGAACCCAAGACCGAGACCCCUCCUCAGGCACCCCCAUCUGAGCCCAUUAGUGAAGCCCAGCGUAUACAUGAAGAGAAUCUCAAGAAGAUCAUGCUGUUGUCUCCAGAUCAAUUCAUCAGUGAGAGGGACGAACUCUUGCAAGGCCUUGACCCAAAACUUUUGGAGGGGUUGAAAAAGAGAUCAGCUAAGAAAGAUCGUGAACAUGUGCAUGCUGAAGGCCAUGAUGGUUGGAUUGGAGGAGGCCGUGAUGGUGUGAAUCUCCCGCAUCUCGAUACAGAUGAGGUCAACAAGGCGUUGGGUAUCAAGUCCGUCAAGUUUGAUGACAAACCUGUGGAACACCAAAUAAUGGAAAGCGUCGAGUCUGAUGAAGAGCAGGAAGAGAUUGAGGAGGAUUACCAAAUUGCUCCAGAAGAGGAAGUACCUGAAGUCGAAGUGCACUUUCCGAAACCUAAGAUUGCAAAUGAGGACCCUGACAUGGACAUCAAUGAUCCUGAAUUCCUCGAUAAGCUACACGAGAAGUAUUAUCCAGAUCUUCCCAAAGAAACGAGUAAGCUUGCGUGGAUGAAGCCUCAAGAGCCACAGAAGCGGAAAACAACCUACGAAGCCCUCACUGACAUGCGUUUUGAUUUCAAAGGUAAUUUGAUUGAGUUGGAUGCCAAUGAUGCCGACGAUAUACCUCAUUAUCUUGGUCUCCAUCACCAUUCCGCUGAUCCUCACAUGGCAGGGUAUACGCUACCUGAAUUGGGACAUUUGUCUCGUUCAACCGUGCCAACACAGAGAAGUAUUGCAUUUCAGACCAUUGGACACGACGAAAGUAAUCCUAUGACAGAGGAGAUCCUGACGUUGAUGAAGGAGUUUGAACUCAUGAUGUGGGAUUUGAUAGAUCAACUUCGUCUUAUCGAAACACUUACAGAGGCUGCUGACGAGAAAAAGAACAGAAAUCUCUCAACAAGGAAUUACGCAAUCGAAGCUCUUUGGCUUUGGAAGCAGGGCGGUGGAAAACCGGAGGAUACCAGAAGAACGGAAGAAGAGGUUAUCGCUGAGCAAUUGCUGCAGAUGUGA
Molecule: messenger RNA, 1218 nt
Organism: Candidozyma duobushaemuli
Lineage: Eukaryota; Fungi; Ascomycota; Pichiomycetes; Serinales; Metschnikowiaceae
Exons: 3
Coding region: 1-1218 (405 amino acids)
Biological process (GO): transcription by RNA polymerase II
Cellular component (GO): nucleus
Source: RefSeq, a predicted model, not a curated record